AUGUCGUACUCUUCAGCACCAGCAGACCACACGGCCGCGGAGCAUCUAGCUCCUGGCAAGAUGUUUGACCUCACUGGCAAGAUCGCCCUGAUCACAGGCGGGGCCACAGGGAUCGGACUGAUGCAGGCUCGAGGUUUGCGCGCCGCCGGAGCCAAAGUCUACAUCGUCGGCCGGAGGGGUGAAGUCUUGGAGCAGACGGCCAAGGUUCACGGAUCGGACGACCGACCCCUGAUUCCGCUCACGGCCGACAUCUCGACUAAGGAAGGCUGCCUCUCGCUCGCCGACGAGUUCAGCAAGCACGAGUCGAAGCUCGACAUCCUCAUUUCGAACGCUGGUGUCGUCGGACCGCUCAACGAAGGCUCCAACACCGCCGACGCUUCUCUCAAGAUGCAUCCAGAGCACCGCGAGCAACGUCUCUCGAUCGAGGAGUUCGCCAAAAAGUCGCUCGAAGAUAACUCGCCCGACGACUGGGACAGCCUCUUCCGCAUCAACGUCUAUGCGCUCUACUUCCUCAGCCUUGCCUUCCUGCCGCUGCUCGCCAAAGGAACCGAAGCAUCGACUGCUUGGUCGUCGACCAUCAUCACCACGGGCAGCAUCUCGGGUGUCGUCAAGCAGUCGCAGCUGCACGUCUCAUACAAUGCUUCCAAGGCUGCCGUCCACCAUGUCACCAAGAUGCUCGCCUUCGAGGUGGCAGCUGCGACCACGGCCAAGGUCCGAAUCAACGCGAUCGCUCCCGGAACGUUCCCAUCGCAGAUGACAGCAAAGGACAAGAACGACGACACCAGCAUCUCGACGCUGAAGGGCAAGAUGGACGAGAUGGCGCUGCCAGCCGGUCGGCCGGGUAGGGAGGAGGACAUGGUGCAGGCGACGCAGUUCCUCGCCAGCUGUCAGUAUCUCAAUGGCCAGAUCCUCUGCGUCGAUGGCGGUUUCACACUGACCGAGCCUUGA
Messenger RNA from Kalmanozyma brasiliensis GHG001, 948 nucleotides. Its product is annotated as Short-chain dehydrogenase/reductase, conserved site. The coding region runs from base 1 to 948 and encodes 315 amino acids. The transcript has a single exon. Gene Ontology annotation, molecular function: oxidoreductase activity. The record is from RefSeq and is a predicted model, not a curated record. NCBI's taxonomy places the organism in Eukaryota, Fungi, Basidiomycota, Ustilaginomycetes, Ustilaginales.